Phycodurus eques (leafy seadragon) is the source of this 4131-nucleotide messenger RNA. Its product is annotated as vasorin-like. The transcript is spliced from 2 exons. Bases 188 to 2317 code for a protein of 709 amino acids. The record is from RefSeq and is a predicted model, not a curated record. Lineage: Eukaryota; Metazoa; Chordata; Actinopteri; Syngnathiformes; Syngnathidae. Gene Ontology annotation, molecular function: protein binding.
ACGGCAGAGAGCGGACGCGUCGCGUGGAGACUCCAAAACCUUUCCGCGUGGGACGCACGGGCAACGCGCUUUUGUGUUUACCCGCAAAGUUUGGACUCCAGCGUAUAUCCCGCUCGGAUUUUUUAUGAUUUUAUUUUUUAUUUUUGUCUAGAUCGCGUCGUAAAGGAGUUCCAAGCCUGGAAUUACCAUGUUGCCUCAUCUAGUGCUCCUUUUCCUCUCCUCCAGUCUGGUUUCAUCCUUCGAGUGCCCAGCAGAGUGUACUUGUCACAGUCCGGGCUCAAUAUUUUGCAUCAAUCGACGGUCCAACAGUGUGCCCCGAGUCCCAGCCAGCACUGUGAAUCUUUAUAUCUUCCAAAACGGCAUCAAUGCUUUGACCCGAAACGACUUCACAGGUCUAGGGGACUUGGAUUUGCUAGAUCUUAGCCAGAAUGAGUUGGGAGAGCUUCCGGAUGGUGUAUUCAAGGUGUUGUCGAAGCUGAAGAACUUGGAUUUGUCCUCUAAUGUCAUUACACACAUUUCCAAAGACAGCUUUUCUGGCUUGGUGCAGCUUGAGAGACUGUAUCUCCACCAAAAUCUCAUCCAGAGCAUCAAUCAAGAAGCUUUUGAAGGUUUAGAAAUGCUACUGGAACUCAAGCUUCAAGGGAACAAACUCACCUUCUUGCCCUCCCUUAAUUUACCCAGGCUUCUGCUUCUAGACCUGAGUUACAACAACAUCCCAAACCUGGAUGUCUCAGCCCUUCAGACACCCCACUUAGAAGCCCUUAAAAUGGCUUCUCUUGGGCUUAUCUCUUUGCAUGAAGAUCUUGUAGCCUCCUUGAGGAAUCUCCACGAGCUAGACAUCUCCAUGAACCAAUUAGCAGAGGUUCCUCAAGCCCUAAAGAAGGACUCCUUAAAGGGCUUGAUCAAGCUCAACCUAGCUGCCAAUCCAUUGGGUGAGCUCAGGACAGAAGACUUUCAGAAACUCACCGGGCUCCAAGAAUUAGAUCUCAGUGGUCUCAAUCUUCAGGGAUUUCCCCAAGGCUUUUUCCAGACCUUCCCCAGACUGAUAUAUCUGGCAGCAGCUGAGAAUCCAUUCAAUUGUUUGUGUCCCCUCGCUUGGUUUGUAGUAUGGCUUAAAGAGAAGAAUAUAAAUCUAGGGAGGCUUGAGGAGACCAGGUGUCACUUUCCUCUAGCUAACGCUGGGAAGAAGCUUUCAGUACUGGACCACACGGAUUUGGGAUGUCCACCGACCACAACUUUGCUGAUGAAGACCCCCGUGGGGAGUACUCUAGCACCACAAGGUCCUACCACGUCCCAAGAAACAACCCAUACCAAUGCAAUUCCUCCUCCUCCUCCCCCACCACCAAGUGAACAAACCCUGGACUCAAAAACAGACCUGCUUCCAUCAGAAUCUCCUGCCUACCCUAGCUCCACCAGUGAGGAAUAUGACCACCACAUCUGUCCACCAAACAUCUGUCUAAAUGGUGGCACUUGUAAUUUUUACCCAAUGGGGCAACUGGGCUGCCUGUGUCCUUCAGGAACAUCUGGACUCUAUUGUGAAAAUGUCAACGACGUACCGCAACGACCAAAACUUUCAGAAACAGAAGUGUCUGUUGAGGCUUCCACGGUUCAUGCAAAACUUGAUGCCAUCAGCUCCCGCCAGGUGACCUCCACCUCUAUUCUCCUUGAUCUGCAACUCUUCAUCAAGACACGGCCAAAUAUCCGUGGCAUCAGGCUGACCUAUCGCAAUCUCUCGGGCCCCGACCGCCGCCCCAUUAUUUUGAGUGUACCGGCAUCCUACCCUGAGUACACGCUGCGUGGACUCAGACCCAACUGUACCUACUUAGUCUGUGCAAGUCCCCUUGGGGAGAGAAUGACCACAAGGGUCAACAGCUCAGUGGAGACUGGGUCCUGCACGGAAGCUCGGACUGCAGGGGUUCCACUGACAUCCUUAGAACCCCGAGUGGAGACACAGAGCUCACUCACAUACACUCUCAUUCCUGCCAUAGCUGCUCUGGCACUGGUGGUGGUGUUGGCGUUGGUGGCUGGUCUGAUCAUCUGUCUGAGAAAAAGGAGGCAGAGGAAGGCAGGAAUGGAGCUCGAGCUGGGUCCUGCUGAUCCUGAUGAUUCCUUGGAAGUGGAGGGCAUCAAGGCAUGUCCGGAAAAUGGGGGAAAGGGUCCAAAACCCCACAAACAGACUGAGAUUGACCGUUGUCACACUCCAAAGCCGCCCACGUCCUUGCAACAAAAUGGCAAUUUGGACUAUGAGGUACCAUUGAUGCAAGGACACUCACCCUCAAAUAACAAUCGAUCAUCCCUUAAGCCAUCGUAUUUCUAAGAUGCAAUAAUAUAUGUGUAGUGGUUAAGCAUUGUAAGGUUUUGUUCCAGUUUGAGUGUGGCACUUAUCCUUUGGUUUGUAAAAUGACAUUACUACUGACUGGAUUGCCCAUUCAGAGAAUGAGGAGUAGUAGUCAGAUUUACAGCAUAUUGGAAAUGAGCUAAACCACUACGGGACAACGAGCAGACUGUGGUUUCAAAUGGGUUUGGUGGUGAGAAAAACCUAACCAAGUGAUUAAACAAAGUGCAAUUGACAAGAAAAGACCUUGUAGCAGAAAAUGUGCCAUUAUUUUUAACAUGGACACAACUGUUGACAAUGGUUUGUUUUAAAACUGUUUUUUGUUCAAGGAAACCGUGAAUGAGUUAUAAAAUCUGUUGCUGGACUUGGGCGCGAAACUGGAGGAAAUCGUAGCUAUGCACGAUAUAAAACAUGAAGAUUUGAACUUUGAUACGCUUUGACUCAGCUGCAUUUAAACCGGAACCGAAAGGAGUUUUGCUAUUACUUUCCACUGUUACCAUCAUGCAAUAACAUCACUGGUCAGAUAACUCUUCAAAUAGUGUCGACCAGACUCACUGACAUUUGUGGAGGUAAACUUCCAAGCAUACCAAGUUGGAUUGGACUCUGUCAACACACCCAUCUGUAAUUCUCUCCACACGUCCAAUCGCUUUUAGCUCUGUGGGAGCUAAAUUGGCCGUGAAAGACAAAUGGACUGCAUGACGAGCCACUGAGUCUGCCCGCAUUGUCGUGCCGUGACAGGAAGGCUGUUUUGUGUGGCUGUUGUCAGGAUAAUUGUUGAUGUUUUAUAUUGUUUUUGCCAUAUGUCAAUUCAGUAUUGCUGUUAUUGCGAUUUGAAACUUUAAUUGUUUUUACAUUGGGUGGGGGGGAGUGGGGGAACCUGCCUACAAGUCACUAAUGAUUGUCGUAAUUCUUUGGAAUGGAUGCUGAGAUGGAUGUUACUAAAUAAUAUAGGACUCAGGUAGUCAUCAACUUUGUACAAAACGACAUGUUAAUCUUUUUUUUUUUUUUGUAUCUGUACUCGUGCUUGUGUAGAUGUAAGUGCUAAUUGUCAUUCAAGUGCCAGAAUCUGGCCAAGAAUGGUCAAAAUGACCAGCAAUAGCCUCACCCAAGCGGUUUUAGCGAAGAUAGGUAAUUGUGCAAAGUAGCACCAUCCAAGAAAGCGCUUCCAUUCUCAAAGACCGGUCUUGUGAUAUGUAAUUCAAAACAGUAGGUAAUUGAAAUAACAGUUUUUGAUUUUGCUGACACUGCAAGAUAUGUCAUACCGUCAUUCUGAGGACAAAGGCCAAAAAUUUAGAUUGAAAGACUCGUAUAAUAAAGAGUUUUUUUUUUUUUAAUCCUCUUCUUCUUGUGCGAAGAGAGAAAUCUUAACCAGCUAAAGUGUAAAUGUUUUACAGCAGUGUGCCACUAGGCAUGCAGAUGUGUUUUAAAACAAUGCUCAUAAAACAAAAUGUUACAUCUUGGCUACAGAUGAAGCUACAGGAUAAUUAAACAGCUUUAAAAAAAUAAAAAAAAUAAAAAAUAAAAAAAAAAGGGUAAAACUGCUUUGUCAGGUUUUCGUGACUGACUGCAAUAUAAUGUGAAUUCAUACGUCACACAUAUAUGUAACAUCUCCCCAGCCAAUUAACGCAUCAACUGGAAAAAAUUUAUGCUGCUUUGGACUAUGAAAGGGACCAGCAGCUGUUUGCAACAUGGUCGCUAAAGCACCAUCAUGCUGUGUAUUGUUUGUCAAAAGUGUUUUGUCAGAAAAUUAUGCCAACAACAAGGACAGUAUUAAAAAAUAUAAAUUUUCUAUACAA